This is a messenger RNA of Letharia columbiana, 405 nucleotides long. RefSeq lists its product as uncharacterized. The transcript has 3 exons. The record is from RefSeq and is a predicted model, not a curated record. Bases 1 to 405 code for a protein of 134 amino acids. NCBI's taxonomy places the organism in Eukaryota, Fungi, Ascomycota, Lecanoromycetes, Lecanorales, Parmeliaceae.
AUGUCUAAAGAAUACGAAGGCCAAGACCCCAUGGCUAUCGCCCGCCAAGCAGAGCGUGACCUCAAUUCCCACCAAGCCAAACACGGCGUGAGCACCGCAGACUCAACCACCGAGUCCGGCGUCGACACCAGCGUCACCGACAGGUUCCCCGGCAGCACCAUCAAAGUCGGCUCCGCCGCAUCAGGCGCCGGCGACAACCGCGAAAUCCCCGUCGAUGAAGGAGGCGAUCUGAUCUCCAAGCCUGGCGAGAAGGGCGGAUCGGGCCAUCCAACCAAAGCACGAGACUUCGAGGGGCCGGGGGGACCAGAGACCAAGCAGGCGAUCUACGAGGAGGCAAACCCGGGGAACGAUGAUGUGAGGAACAAUGUCAGGCAGGGAACCGACACGAUCAGGCCGUCAGGGUAG